Messenger RNA from Solea solea (common sole), 4611 nucleotides. RefSeq names its product G protein-coupled receptor kinase 4 (gene grk4). The record is from RefSeq and is a predicted model, not a curated record. Gene Ontology annotation, molecular function: ATP binding; G protein-coupled receptor kinase activity. Gene Ontology annotation, biological process: protein phosphorylation; regulation of signal transduction; signal transduction. The transcript is spliced from 16 exons. Gene Ontology annotation, cellular component: cytoplasm. Lineage: Eukaryota; Metazoa; Chordata; Actinopteri; Pleuronectiformes; Soleidae. Bases 321 to 2039 code for a protein of 572 amino acids.
CGAGGAGGAGGGAGCAGAAGCAGGAAGGAAGGCAGGCAGAGAGGGAAGGGAGGCAGGCUGUGAAUGCUAACGAGCCCCGUUGUAGUCACACUGCUCCGUGGGUAGGCUUUGAUGAAACAUCUUGACAUGGAGAGGAACAACGACGACGACCACUACUAAACACCUACUAUGCGCCAGCACCGCUUUCUUUGCUCUGUGCGCGUGCAGCAGCGGCAGCAGCGGCAGCCUCACCACCGUCGGCACGUUUGAUCAGAAAAAAAACACGUCUUUUUUCCGCUGAGUGAAAUGUAUCGAGACUACUCGGGAUUCACAUUGUGACAAUGGAGAUUGAAAAUAUCGUGGCCAACACGGUUCUCCUGAAGGCGAGGGAAGGUGGAGGAGGGAAGAGAAAUGGUCGCAGCAAGAAAUGGAAGGAGAUGCUCAAACUCCCGCACAUCAGCCAGUGCGAGGAGCUACGUCGCACCAUCGAGAGGGACUACACAAGUCUGUGUGAGAAGCAGCCAAUCGGGCGGCUGUUAUUCCGUCAGUACUGUGACACCAGGCCAGAGCUGAAGCGCUGCAUCGAGUUCAUGGAUGCCGUGGCCAUGUAUCAGCUCGCUGCUGAUGAGAAGAGGAGGGACUGUGGACUGAAUAUUUUAGACACAUACUUUAAUAACGGGUCGGCGGCGCAUCUGCCUGACAUACCACAGGAUGUAGUGGCCGGCUGUCGGGAGAGGCUGGAGCAGACUCCGUGUAAGGAGCUCUUCGAUGACUGCACCAAAAUAGUUCGUGAUUAUCUGAGUGGAGCUCCGUUUUCCCUCUACCAGGAGACCAUGUAUUUCUCUCGCUUCCUGCAGUGGAAAUGGUUGGAGAGGCAACCAGUAACCAAAAAUACCUUCAGACAUUACAGAGUACUAGGGAAAGGUGGAUUUGGCGAGGUUUGUGCCUGCCAAGUACGUGCCACCGGUAAGAUGUACGCCUGUAAAAAGCUGGAAAAGAAACGUGUGAAGAAAAGAAAAGGUGAAGCAAUGGCACUAAACGAAAAACGCAUUUUAGAAAAAGUUAACAGUAGUUUUGUAGUUAGUCUAGCCUAUGCCUAUGAGACCAAGGAUGCGCUGUGCCUGGUGUUGACCAUAAUGAAUGGAGGUGACUUAAAAUUCCACAUCUACAACAUGGGCAACUCUGGCUUCGACGAGCAGAGGGCCAUCUUCUACGCUGCUGAGAUCUGCUGUGGCCUUGAGGACCUGCACCGUGAGAGGAUAGUCUACAGGGAUUUGAAACCUGAAAACAUCCUUCUGGAUGAUCGUGGACACAUCCGAAUUUCAGACCUGGGCCUUGCUGUUCAAAUCCCUGAAGGAGAGACGAUACGAGGGAGAGUGGGAACUGUUGGAUAUAUGGCUCCUGAAGUGAUCCAGAAUGAGAGCUACACCUUCAGCCCGGACUGGUGGGGGCUGGGCUGCCUGAUCUUUGAGAUGAUCCAGGGCCAGUCACCUUUCCGCAAGCGCAAGGAGCGUGUCAAGCGGGAGGAGGUGGACCGGCGAGUGCGCGAGGACCCGGAGGAGUACUCCGAUAAGUUCUCAGAGGAGGCGAAGGACAUCUGCAGACAGCUCCUGGCCAAGGACCCCAAGGAGCGCCUUGGUUGUCAGGGCCGCGGGGCCAUCGAGGUCAAGCAGCACCCUAUCUUCAGAAACAUCAACUUCAAACGGCUGGAGGCGAACAUGCUGGAACCCCCCUUCAGCCCCGAUCCUCGGGCGGUGUACUGUAAAGACGUCCUGGACAUAGAGCAGUUCUCCACUGUCAAAGGUGUAAACCUUGACCCCACAGACGACGACUUCUACCACAAGUUUGUCACAGGCAGUGUCUCCAUCCCAUGGCAGAACGAGAUGAUCGAAAUGGAGUGCUUUAAAGAAAUUAAUGUCUACGAGACAGACGGGACGCUGUGCUCAGACCUGGACGUGAACCGGCCUAACCCUCCACCAAAGAGAGGCUUCUUCUAUCGCCUGUUCAGAAGAGAGGCAAGUGCUAGUGCUCCGACAACUGUUCGAGGGGGUGGGGGCUAAGGUCUGUUUUAAGAGCGGUUACAGUGACGACGAGACAGAAGAGCCCUCACGACUUUAAACCACUCCCUCCAGCUGACCGCAGACCCCGCCCCCCUCUCCCCUUAGACCCCCCCUCCCUCCCUCCCUCGCCGCUGAACUUCACCACAAACUCCAACCGAGCGCAAAUCUUAGGAACUCAGUGAAUGUUGACCUGUAUUUAUGAGCUGUAUUAAAAGUGUAUUAUAAUUAAAGAAAAAAGUAUGAGUUUAAAGAUUUUGUACAUUUGUACUUGAAUUUAUGUCUAGAUGUAUAUUUUCACUAAAGGUUGUAUUGUACAAAAAGCCAUAAAAGUACCACUUGAAUGCAUACAUUACAUUUUAUUUCCUUUUUACUUUCUUUUGGAAUGAGUAUGGAUAAUGUGUAUUGGGGAGUUUUUUAAAAAAAAAGCACAGUACCAUUAGUCUUUUUUUUUUUUUCUUAAUGUAGCAUAAGGCCUUUUUAUUUUCAAUAUGUGCUGUAUGUUUGUCAUUGAUUUGGCCAACGUGACGUGUUGUUAGCACAUCAGAUUCACCUCGUCCCAUACUAACCUUCAGCCUCUGUACCCAUCAAGGCUGAGGUCGGUCUGAAUUGGGGGGGGGGGGGGGGGCGUAGAUCUGAAUGAAUCCAGUCUAACAUUGCUGUGUUGGUGCCAUGCUGCUUAAAAACCCAUCCAUGUAUCUCCCAGCUCUCCACCUUCGCCUUUGUUUUUGAGUUUAUGAGACCUUGAUAAUUCUAUGUCCUUCCCUCCUGGUUCAGUUGUAAGGCAGGUUACAGUAGAAUGAAUGGCGUAUGUCGUCCACUAGGUGCCUCCACCAGCUCAGUUCUUGCGUAGAUGGCAAGGAGUUGGUUUGUGUCUGACAAGCUUGACAGCAUGUGCAACAUUAGGCGACCCUAAAUUUGAAAGGAUAUAUUGUGGAGGUAAUUUUCCAUGACACGACACCUGAUUAUUAUGAUUCCUUGACCUCUGUAAAAGGCUCAGUUGCACAGUGUUUCCUUCCUUGCGGAGCAGAGCUGUUGAGAAAAAUGUCUGUUACAUUGCUCACUCAGGCAGAAAGAAUAUUAUUUGAUGAUUUUUUUUAUUUUAUUUUAUUUACUCAUUGUUUACUUUUUCUGCAUUUGUUGUACUACCUGGCUCCCCCCCCCCCUCCCUCCUUGUUUUAUGAUCAGAAGAGAAGAAGUCUCUCCCCCUUGAAAUUUCUUAGUAAUUUGCUAAUCCAUAUUUUUAGUCUACAAGAUCGCUCAUGACCGAUUGAGUGGAGAAUGACUUGGGAAAUGGAGACGGAUAACGAUGAGGACCGUGACGGCACUGUAUGAGAUCUGACCUGCAGCUUCAUCUAGAUAACAAAGUCAUCACUAACUAACUUCUAUUGAUUCCGCUGUCGGCAGCUUUUUUGCCUCUGUGCUGAGUUAAAAACACGAGCUGCUCUGGCCUCUUUUGUCUGUCGAUCAUAGAUAGCACGGCGGCGCCUGUUGGCCACUAAUACUGCGAGUAGACCUCUAGUUAGUCCCCGUGGCUUCAGCUGUGUUUGUGAUGAAGAGAAAUGUGUUAAUAGUGCCCCCGUCUUCAACCUCUGCAUUGAAAUCUUGUUUGAUGUUCCUUCAUCGGGGUGAAACAGCAAAGUUACUCUCACUGUAUAUUGUAUGUGCGCACACCAGGAGGAACCCUCGACCACUUCCACAAUAUUUAUGCCUUUUAUGUUGUUUUUUUUUUUCUCUUUCAGACAAACGUUUCCUUUCAAAUCAACCAUGAUCAAAUUCACGUACUGUACAUUUCCCCAGAUAUAUAACAAUCAGGAUUCACUACAGUAUGUUCCUCUCUUAGUUAGCUUUCCGUGAGCUCUUCAUAAGCAUUUGAAGCAGUUUUGCUUUUGAGACAGUUGCUGUUUACUCCCCCACCACCUGUUUUAAUGCUGUGAAUAUCCAAUCUGGACAUGUUCCGUUUGUGUGUGUGUGUGUGUGUAUGUUACACUGUAUGCUACUGCAGCUUUUUGGUCAGUCUCAUGCAUCGAAGCAAAAUUAGCGUCGCCUUGUGCAGUAAGAAUUCAGUUAGCCUAAAAGAUAACUUGUUGAUAUGAUUUUACUUUCCUCCACAACAUAAGCAUCAUCUGCAUUUUUUUUUUAUCUGCAUUACUUACAAUAAAUCAAAAUUGUGAAGGUGCUUGAAUGUCACUUAAUUAAAUUUCUAACAUUCAAGACCAUGUGCAUUCAAAAUGGUACGCAUACAGCUCCCCAUCUAAUUAACCAAUAUGGAGAGUCUGCAGUUUCCAGAUUUUUGUCCCCUGUAGCACACGCCAUUAUCAAAAUCAAGAAUCGAACACAUGCAUCUAGCUGUUGCUGGCUUUCGUUACUUGAGUUUCUGAGUGUCUUUUAUUAUUACAUAAUUUUUUUUUCUUUUUUUUUUUAUUGUUGUUGUUGUUGCUCUCAGGCACAUUUUAAAGCAAAUUUCUCUUGCCAGUGUAGAUUUUAGCCUUUUAGCUCUUUAGCCUCAAAAAACCUUGUAAAUGAUGUAUUUCUAACAUGUAACUAAGCUCUAACAAACAUUCACUCACCCACA